Molecule: messenger RNA, 1463 nt
Organism: Aethina tumida (small hive beetle)
Lineage: Eukaryota; Metazoa; Arthropoda; Insecta; Coleoptera; Nitidulidae
Product: hatching enzyme 1.2
Exons: 5
Coding region: 505-1422 (305 amino acids)
Biological process (GO): proteolysis
Molecular function (GO): zinc ion binding; metalloendopeptidase activity
Source: RefSeq, a predicted model, not a curated record
UAAUGAAGAACAUGAAGCACUCUUCUUCUAUUUUUGUUUUAAAAACUAAACCGGUUUUGGGUGUGAAAUCGAACUACUGGUCUGAAAACGAAACCAGUCUAGUUUUGAAAAUAACAUUUAAUCAGGUUUCUUUUAGAAAAUUCGUGCUAUUUGUUAUACAUUAUGGUAAAAGAGUAAACAACUUUAUGUACGAGCAACACAACUUAACAAUUUAUUAACAGACUUCCAAUAGCAGCAGUUCAGAGCUGAAAAUUAAUUGAAUCCAUCCAAUUCGAUGAAAAGACCACCUCCAGGAAACGCUUACGUGCCUCCGGCACCAUCGAACCGAUUUAAUAAAAUACCCGUGUGUAAAAAGAAAAAACGAAAUCGAUAAAUUAAUAUAAAUGUGUGGAGGUGAAUGCUAAUAUAAUAACACGUUGCGAAUCGACGUACUAACAAUUUUGUCGACAGGUAAGUAGGAAUGCCGUAAACCAAUGGCGACUAAAGUUGACGAAAAGUGUUACGAUGUGGAGGAAUGAAGUGUCCCCUUCAUGUGCUAGUCUUCUGUGCUGGUGUCAUGCGGUUUUUGCCAGGUUCCUUUUGCCCUACGUGCCCGACCAUGUCGAUCCACCAGUGCCUUACGAAGAUGUGGCAUUCCAUAACGGAGCCGAUGAUCUACCCGAAGAGAUUUUUGAUCCAGAAGUGACACCAGGCCUGUUCCAAGGUGAUAUGGCAAUGAACGAAGAUAUAUACAACUACUGGAGAGUGGGAAUUCGUUUCGACACAUUCCCUGAGAAGCUGUGGAAAAAUCGCACUAUCCCCUACGUAAUCAGUCCAUUAUAUGACGGUUCAGACAGAGUUACCAUCUACAAAGCUAUCAGGACGCUGAAUUUUAUGACCUGCGUAAGGUUCGUCCCUUGGAACGGCAAAAGCAAGGAUUAUCUGUUGAUAUGGCCGAUCAAGUACCCGAAAGGAUGUUGGUCCUUUGUUGGUAGGUUCGGUGGAGCCCAAAUUGUGAGUUUGGAGCCGCCGAAUCACAGAGGUCCGAAUUGUUUAGGAUCAGAGGGCAGAGCCAUACAUGAAUUGAUGCACGCCCUGGGCAUCUUCCACGAACAGUCCAGAUGGGACCGCGAUAAAUUCGUCAAGAUACACGAAGAUAAUAUUAUACCAAGGUACAGGGGCAAUUUCGACAAACAAAGUUUAGAAAAUACUACUUACAGUUUUGAAUAUGACUAUGAUUCCAUCAUGCAUUAUGGUACUGGAUUUUUCAGCAAAGAGAAAGGUAAACCUACAAUUACUCCCAAGAUGCCAGGAGGGAAAAUUGGCCAAAGAAAAGGCAUGUCCAAGGGAGAUUGUUUGAAAGUAAACGAUCUGUACAAAUGCUUUGAUAAUCCAAAAUGGAGGCGAAAGUAUUACACUAUAUGUCAGUAUUUAGGUAUUUAGAUUGUUCCAGUGAUUGUUUCAGUGAUGUAUAAUUAUUUAUU